AUGGCUACAACCACCACUCCGGCGACUCACGUUGUCAACUACGUUCGCCGACCUGGACUUGGCACCAGUGGCCAGGCGAUCAGGAUCCGCUCCAACUAUUUUGAGGUCACGCAGCUACCCAACAAUAUAAUCCACCAGUACGAUGUCACCAUCACCCCUGAUGUGCCUCCUCCCGUCAACCGCAAGAUCUUUCACCAGGUCGCGACCUCCUAUGGUGCCUCCCACUUGAAUGGUGCUCGAGCAGUCUACGAUGGUCGCAAGAACAUAUUCUCUGCUCGCGCCUUUGCCUUUGAAAGCCAUACUUUUGAGGUCACACUCGCCAGCGACGUUGCCAUGGCUCUUAACCCGGCGCGCCCCCCACCAAAGUUCAAAGUCAAGAUCAGAAAGGCAGCAUGCAUCAACCUCGAAGAGCUUCACAGAUUUCUGAACGGACGUACCUCCUUGACCAACAACUGCCUCACUGCCAUCAUGGCCCUGGACGUGCUGAUUCGUCACCAGCCAGCCAUGCUUUCUGCGACAGUCGGUCGGUCCUUCUAUACCCCUGUUGGCAGUCAAGCCCUUUCCGGUCCUUUGGAUGUCUGGCUAGGUUAUUACCAGUCCGCUCGUCCUACUCUCGGCAGGAUGAUGAUUAACAUGGAUGUCUCGGCCUCCGCCUUCUUCCGCCCUGGUCCACUGCUCGAUAUGGUCGCCAAGAUCGCGAAUGUACAACGCGUUGAUGACCUGCGCCGUACAUUUCCUCCCAUCAAUUGGAGGGCGAUUGAAAAGGUCAUUAAGAGUCUCCGAUUCACCGUGAACCAUCGCCGUAAUGUCAAGAGAUCCUUCAAGAUCCUCGGCCUGACAACAACCGCGGCAAAGGACACAAAGUUCAUGCAGACGAUCCGAAGCACCAGCGAAGCUGCUGCACCAGAGGCGCAAGUUGAGACUGAUGUCGUUACCUACUUCAAGCAGGCGUACAACAUCACCAUCAACUUCCCUAUGCUUCCUUGCGUCAAAGUGGGCCCGUCCAUCGCCCUGCCAAUUGAGCUGUGCUUCGUCCUUGAAGGCCAGCGGUACUUGAGGAAGCUUGACAAGGUCCAGACAGCCGAGAUGAUCAGGUUCAACAGCCAACCUCCCCAGGCACGCUUCAACAAAAUCAAGGAUGGUCUCGAGAUCCUUAGGUACAAUGAUAACGAGUUCCUCAAGGACUUUGGCAUGAAGGUCUCCAACGAGAUGGUUCAGAUCAACGCCCGUGUCCUUCCGGCACCCACUGUCUGCUACCAUAGCCAGUCUCAGAAUGCCAAUUUUGUCCCCCGCGAUGGUGCAUGGAAUCUGAGGGGCAUGAAGGUUUUCGAUGGCAGGACUCUCAAGUUAUGGGGUAUCGUCGUCUUUGGCACAGAGAGAGACUGCCCCAGGCCUCUCGUCAAUGGGUUUAUUCAAGAACUCAUUGUGUCUUGCACAGAGACAGGCAUGAACAUCCCCAACAAGCAUCCCCUGAUCAAGUACUCUAACCCACAUGGAAAUAUCGAUGCCGACCUCUUGAGCGUUUAUCAGCAGAUAGGCAAUGAAGCCUUGCAGACAAACGACAAGGCCAAUAGUCUGCCACAGCUGUUGGUCUGUAUUCUUCCGAACAUUGGUGUCCCCCUUUAUGCUAGCAUCAAACGCGUCACCGACACGUCCCUUGGCGUCGCUUCUCAGUGUGUACAGAGAAGUCAUAUCCGCAUGCCCAAGAAGUCAUACUGCGCCAACGUUUGUCUAAAGAUCAACGCCAAGCUCGGUGGAACCAACCAGCGUCUCGCCAAGAACAUGAUGCCUUUCAUGAGCGAACCCGCUCUCAUUUUGGGCGCCGAUGUCUCCCAUCCUCAACUAGGUGACACCACCCACCCGUCGAUCGCCGCUCUGGUUGGGUCAGUAGACGCACAUGCUGCGCGCUAUGCGGCGACAGUCCGCGUUCAAGCGGCGAGAACAGAGAUGAUCGCUGACCUAAAGGGCAUGGCUGUAGAGAUUUUGAAAAGUUUCUAUAAAAGCUGUGGUCAGAAGCCAAAGAAGAUUAUAUUCUACCGCGAUGGCGUCUCCGAGAGCCAGUUUGCAGAGGUACUCAAGAGCGAGCUCACUAGCUUGAAGGCCGCUUGCGCGUCAUUGGAGCAGGGAUACAAUCCCAAGAUCACAUUUGUCGUCGUCCAGAAACGCCAUCACACUCGCUUCUUCCCGGUUCACCCCAGCAACUGCGACAGAACAGGAAACUGCAAGCCAGGAACUGUGGUCGACCAAGGGGUUGUCCACCCCUUCGAGUUUGAUUUCUAUCUCCAGAGUCAUGCCGGUAUUUUGGGCACCUCCCGCCCUGCGCACUACCACGUGCUGUUCGACGAGAACAGGUUCACCUCAGAUGCGCUGCAGGACCUGACUUACAAACUGUGCCAUCUGUACGCUCGCUGCACCCGAGUCGUCUCGUACGCGCCGCCGGCCUAUUAUGCACACAUUGUUGCAGCUCGAGCUCGGUUCCAUCUUCCUGGUUGGAGCGAUGACAAUACUUCUUCCGAGGCUGUCGCUCACACAGUGAGCGCGUACCCUUCUGUCAAGCCCAACCUCGCGAAUGUUAUGUGGUUUAUUUGA
Messenger RNA from Linnemannia hyalina, 2589 nucleotides. The record is from the annotation of a GenBank genome assembly. Lineage: Eukaryota; Fungi; Mortierellomycota; Mortierellomycetes; Mortierellales; Mortierellaceae.